Eleginops maclovinus (Patagonian blennie) is the source of this 4013-nucleotide messenger RNA. It is a transcript of the gene ppfibp2a, whose product is annotated as PPFIA binding protein 2a. The transcript has 22 exons. The record is from RefSeq and is a predicted model, not a curated record. Bases 519 to 3212 code for a protein of 897 amino acids. Lineage: Eukaryota; Metazoa; Chordata; Actinopteri; Perciformes; Eleginopidae. Gene Ontology annotation, biological process: neuromuscular junction development. Gene Ontology annotation, molecular function: protein binding. Gene Ontology annotation, cellular component: presynaptic active zone.
ACAGAGCAAGACAGGGAUAGAGACAGACAUAGAGAGGUACGAGAGAGGAAAGGGAGGACAGAAAAGGUGAGAGACCAUGAGAUGCAACAGAAAUUCAGCAGAAAUACUGAUGCCGUUUGGGUGUGCUUCAGAGGAAAAGCAGAGGAAAAGCAGGAGAAAAGCCAAAGGGGAAGUUAAAAAGAACUAGAAAAAAGUGGAGAGAAGAAAGAAAGGGAGUACAGCCAACUGGCAUAGUUUGAGUUAUUCGCCUCAGCUCUAAAAGUCUCAGGCUGCCCAGACUCCAAACCACACGGACUGAGGUCCUCUCUGCUCUCUCAACUAACACUGCAGUAUGGACGCUCUCUAAAAGGACUAAAGUUGGAUUCAGUGAGACCAAAAGUGCAGCACAGUCAGAGCAAUUGCUUAGUCUUAGGAAGGAUUUUGUAUCUGUUCAUCCUCCCUGAUGCUUCCUAGCACCGUCGCAAUUAUUUUAGUAUCUUACAUUAAGAGCCAGAACUACGGUACAAUGGGCCUGCACAAUGGAGUAUGAUAUUGACUUCUACAAACACUUUGCCUGGCUUAAGAAGGUAAACCUCCAUUCAACUGGCAAUAGUGAGUCCUACCAGGAGCGGUUAUCACGUCUGGAGGGAGACAAAGAGUCACUUAUUCUGCAGGUGAGCGUGCUGACAGACCAGGUGGAAGCUCAGGGGGCCAAAAUCAGCGAUCUACAGAACUCUCUGGUGGAGCAUCAGCACAAACUCAACUCCACUGAGGAGAUGCUACAGCAGGAGUUCCUGCAUAGGACGUCACUGGAGAACCAGAAGCUGAGUCUUAUGGGGGAGGUGUCCUACCUGAAACUAAAGCUGGCAGACAUGGAGGGAAAACAGGGCCAUGGGGCCGAAAGGCAGCACAAAGCAGAGACUGUAGUGAAUUUCAUUAGUGAGCUGCAGGAGCAGAUGUGUAGGUUUCAGGAGGAGAUCAAUAGCAAGAUUCAGGAGAAAAAGGCUUUGGAGAUCCCAACUGAGAGCAGCUCUCCUGUGGCCUGCCCCACGGAGUCCACUGAGGGCGAGGGAUCAAACACCGGACCGUCUUGUGACAGAACUUCAGAAGGGAUGAACAAACUAGAAGAGACUCCAGAUGGGCCUGAUGGGAACAAACACACCCUGGAAGAGGGUAGCUCAGAGCAGCAGAACCACUGUGGAGAAGAAAGUGGCUUACUGAAAGAGCUCAGGACUCUCAAGGACAAAGUGGACAACCUGGAGGAUCAGAAGUCCCAGUAUGAGAAGAAACUCCAAGCCACAAAGGCAGAGAUCAGCAGCCUUCAGCAGCUUCUGCUCAGUAAGAACGCUGAGAUCGAGAGCUUGCACACUCAGCUGUUGGCCAGACCCUCUCUAUCCCUUGAGAGCCCGGAGAGAGAUCAGGAGCUGCAGAGGCUAAGGAGUGGAAUGAAAUCACUGGUGUCUGCCAAUGAUGAAAAGGAUCGACGCAUUGAAGAGCUCACUCUGCUCCUGAAUCAGUGCAAGCAAUUCAGAGAGGUCACUCACACCGCACAGCAAGCUCCACCUGCUGUUCGGUCAUUGUCAAAUGGCAGGACUCCUUCAAGCAGCAGUGAGGAAGAGGAGCAUGUACUGAUGAAAAAUACUGACUCUGCCAGUGUAAAAUCUGUGGAUGUCAAGUCUGAAGUUUCAACAAGCAGUUCUUCCUCCCAACAAACAUCUGUAUCAUCAGCCCAGAAGGACAGUGAUUCCAGAACGGACCCGCCAACUUUAUCAAGUAGCAUGAACGACCUAAAAAUUGGACCUUUACAAAAGAUUGGUCUGGAUGACACCAGAAGUCAGACGCUGCCUGUGAAUUCCUCUCUGUCGGAGCAGAACGGGAGCGGAGACAGCAGCAGUGAAAUCCAAAGUCAAAGGUCUCCAGAUGGGAGCGAAGAUGGAGACUCCAGCCAAAGAAAGUUGGAGAAAGCCGAUGACAGCAAUUCAAGCGAUAAUUCUCCCGUUCAUUCGGCAGAGAACACACAGCCUGGCCAAAGAGCUGUGGGCUCACCAGAAUACAUGAAGAAUAACAGGAGCUUAAAGAGGCUCUGGGGAAAACUUCGGAGAACCCAGUCAGGAGGACUGCAGGCAGGCGAUCCAGACGGCGGUCCGUUUAGAAGAGGGGGUCUGCGUGCGACAGCUGGACCCAGACUGACCAGGACCCCUGAGUCUUAUGACCCAGCACGUGAUCUGAAUAUUCCAUUCAGCCAAUGGACCAAAGAGCAGGUGUGUGGCUGGCUGGAGGACUAUGGGCUGGGCCAGUAUGUUAAUCUCACCCGGCAGUGGGUCGAACACGGACAGACGCUACUGUCGGCCACACCUCAGGACUUUGAGAAGGAGAUGGGUAUGAAGAACCCGCUGCACAGGAAGAAGUUACAUCUUGCUCUCAAGGCCUUCACCACAAAGGUUAUUGAGAAAUCUUCAGAGCUGGACUACAUCUGGGUCACACGCUGGUUGGAUGAUAUAGGUUUGCCUCAGUAUAAAGACCAUUUCCAUGAAGCCCGGGUGGAUGGUCGAAUGAUACAAUACCUCACAGUGAAUGACCUCUUGACUCUGAAGGUCACCAGCCAGCUUCAUCAUCUCAGUAUUAAAUGUGCCAUCCAUGUCCUUCAUGUCAACAAGUUCAACCCCCACUGCCUUCGACGUAGGCCAGGAGAAGAGAAAAAUCCCUCACCCUCCGAGGUGGUGCAGUGGUCAAACCACCGUGUGAUGGAGUGGCUGAGAGCAGUGGAGCUAGCCGAGUAUGCUCCUAAUCUAAGAGGCAGCGGUGUACAUGGUGGGCUUAUUAUACUUGAGCCUCGCUUCAGCUCAGAGACUUUGGCACUGCUGUUGAAUAUUCCUCCACAGAAGACUUUGCUCCGGCGCCACCUAGCCACUGCCUUUGCUGCCCUGGUGGGGCAUCAGGCCACACAGGAGAAACGAGAGUAUGGCAAUGCCACAGGCCAUGUACCCCUCACUACCACUGCUAAAGUAAAGCCUAAGAAGCUGGGAUUCACCCAAUUCAGUCACCUCAGAAAAAGAAAACCUGAUGAAUCUGCGGACUAUAUCUGUCCUAUAGAUAGUGGAGCACUGACAGUAAAUGGGGUUUCUCGCCUGCCCUCUUCAUCAAUCAGGGGCCUUAGCCCCACCUUGGACAGACAAGCUGAGAGGCAGGAGCGAGUGGGUGUAAAAGCUCAGGCUAAUGGCCAUAAAGAAUAAUUUCAAGUACAGCACACUCCCCUCUCAGUCACUAAGUGACUUUGUAAAUAAGUGGAAAUCUGAUGCAGAAAUGUACCUGCGAUGAACCCAUGUGAGGACUUUCUGGAUGGCUGCACAAAGCAGUGUUGUUAAUGUAUUGUGUCAAUAGUUAUAUGAAAGCUGCUCUCUGCAUUCCUUAUACAGUUGGAUUCCAAAGCUUCUACUUUGCUUUAAAAUAAUGCAUUUUUCUGUCCAUUGUGUAUGUAAUCUUCUGCAGAUUUACAUUGAUGACCUUUUCUUGUUAUAGACCGCACAAAGCAAUUGAUGACCCCGGUUACUUUAAGAAUGUCUCUUGUUCAUAUUCUGUAAGACUGACAAAAAAAAUGUCUUACUUAUUAUUCUUGUGCACCUUUAAAUAUGGUUUGUUUGUACAAGAUUCUCAUAUGCUACAUUAUUUCAUACAAUCAUAUGCUUUACUAUAAUAAACAUAAGGUUGACAGUCUUUGUAGCAUUUUUGGAGAAGAUCAAAGGUAACGUUUUUUUGUUUCCCCAUCUCAUCUGGUGCUUAGCUGCUUACUGCCUCUGAACGUCUUGGUCAUUUUUUAUUUGGCUUAAUUAUAUCAUACAGUACUCAUGUGACCUAUAGGGAAAGUUUUCAAAUGUAUGUUUUUUUUUCCCAUGAAGGUAUCAACCUCUGUGCUGUAUAUUUCAUUAUAGUGAAAUAUGAAGGUCCUUAGAAUGGAUCUUUACAUUUGAAUGGGCUAGAAUUGGUUCAAGACUGCCUUCUAUUGGUCACAAAUAAAAAUGCAAGAACAAUUGCCA